UUUAAAUCAUCUGCGAUCUACCGGUCGAUCGACCGAUGGUCCACUCCUGCUAUAGAGAAAUACUCUAUGGUGAUAAUCACGGCUAUAGCAUUAACAAAGCAACACUGAUAAAGUGAUAACAGUUUAUUGUUUACUAAAUUACUUCCAUCUCUUUUAACAGCAGUCUUCUUAAAUACUAAUCGAUUCGAACAUCGAAUUGUGCCCAAAAACAUUAAAAUAUUCGCAUUAUAUUGAAUGAAAACUUAUUUAAUUCUAUAAUUUAUAUUAACAACCAAAAUCAGUAUUCAAUCUGACUGGUAUUAAAAAGUGAGUACCUAUAAAAGUACAAACUACUUACAUAUUAAAAAAUGCCAAAUAGAUAUUUUCGAAAUGUAUUUCCUGACAACACAAAUUUGAAUUAUUCAUAUUAUGUAAUUUGGAGAAAUAAAGCAAUCAGCCUUACAAAAUGGAUAAUGAAGAAUGCUUCAUCUUCAUCAUCUAAUGAUUUGUAUACAGGAACAACAGGAAUUGCGUAUAUGUUUUAUCGUUUAGCAACAUCAAAUACUUAUGACACCAGAAUGUCUACAUCUUAUUUAAAUAAGGCUGUUGAAGUAUUGAAUCUCAAGGAAUAUAAAUUCAAUGAAAAAAAAUCAUCCCAAUUUAUUUGUGGAGAUGCUGGAAUAAAUGCUGUAUAUGCUGCAAUCUACCACCAAAUUGGUGACGAAAAAACUUCUGAAAUAUACUUGGAAAAUUUUAAAAAAGGAUUAACCAUUUGUAAACCAAUUGAUUUUCAUAUGGCUGGAGGAGAUGAAUAUUUUGUUGGACGUGCGGGAUAUUUAUUUGGUGUUUUAUGGCUAGAAAAAGUGUUUGCUAAAAAAAUUAUAGCUGAUCAAGAUAUUGUUGAACUUUGUUCUACAAUUGUGGAGUCUGGGCGCAGAUAUUCUAAACAAAAGAAAAGCAUGUUUCCUCUUAUGUAUUCUUAUUACAAUAAAGAAUAUUUGGGUAUAAUUUUUUUCUGAAUAUUAAAUAUUUGUCUGAAUUAUUUUUUACAAUGUUUAUUUUUCUUUUAGGGGCGGCUCAUGGUUUAUGUACAAUUCUACAGGUGUUAAUUUCAUUUCCUCAAUUUAUUCAUAAAGAACCACAAGCAAAACAAGAUAUUAAAACAUGUAUCGAUAUGUUGAUAUCAUUACAAACAGCCAAUGGUAAUUUUCCAUGUACAAUGAAUGAAAUAGGGCCAAAGCAGAGAUCUGAACAAGAUGAACUGGUUCAUUGGUGUCAUGGAGCUCCAGGUAAUUAAUAUAUUAAAACUGAAGACUUGAGAUAAAAAUGUGUUAUUGUUCCAUACUAAACAGGAUAUAAUAUAAGUUAUAAAAUUGAAAUGUUUAUAUUAUUAUUAUUGGUCAUAUUAAAACCAAUAUUUUAUUUUAUUGUGUAAUUUAAUAAUAGUUUUAAAUGUAAUAUUUUUCUUAGGUAUUUUCUAUUUGUUAGCUAAAGCAUACUUAGUUUUCAAUGAACGUUCAUAUUUGGAAUGUUGUUUAAAAUGUGGUGAUUUAGUGUGGAAUAAAGGACUUUUAAAAAAAGGACCUGGUAAUAUAAAAUUAUUUUUUACAAACUUUUUUUUUUUGUAAACUAUUAAUUUUAUGAAUUUGUUUGUUUUAAUUAAGGAUUAUGUCAUGGAGUAGCCGGAAAUGGGUAUGUAUUCUUAUUACUAUAUAGAUUGACCCACGAAGUAAAAUAUUUAAAUAGAGCAAUGAAGUUUGCUGAAUUUAUAUUCAUUGAAGAAUGCAUUCAGAAAUCUAGAACACCAGACCAUCCGUACAGCUUAUAUGAAGGAUUUGCUGGUACAGUGUGUUUUUUAGAAGACUUAGUGUCACCCGACAAUGCUAAUUUCCCAUUUCUAGAUGUAUUUUAAUUACAGUUUUUAUUAUCUUUAAUAAUACAAACAUUAAACAUUGUAUUUAAACUUUAAAGGCUUACUAAUGUUUUUAAACACACAUUUUUGCAUUAUUAGUUAAUUUGAGUUUAUGUUUUUUCAAUGCAUAAUUUUAUUAAAUUAAAGGCGUAAUUACCCAGGUUAACCAGUACUAUGUAAUCUGAGCUUCAAAUUUGUUGGCAAUGGUUGAAUGGUUUUUAAUUUUUUUUUUUGAAUAAAAUAUGUUAAAGAAGUUUUAGCUGCAUACCUAUAACUUUUAUUUAUAUAAUUACCCAGUAAAUUUUGGGAAAUAUACAUUAAUUUAUAACUAAUUAAUAUAUAAAUAUUAGAUUAUCAAAAUUAUGGUAUUUGUCAUAAUUAAAUUACAAUUGAAAAUAUAUUUAUAUAUCAUAGUUAGAAACAAAGCUCAGGCUUUUCAAAGUAAAUUUAUUUAAAAAAAAAAUGUUAAUUCGCAUUAGACUUUGAUUGCAGAAUUGUAUUUAAAAUAUAUCACUGCAUUUUAAACUGAUUGUAAUAGUGUAAGUUACUCGAAUGUAUGAUAUAAAGUAUUGUAAAUUAUAAUAUUCCUUUGACAGUAUUAAUUUUUUAAUUUGUGUUUUAUGUGAACCGAUAAAAUGUUUUUGGCAUAUUAUUGUUUUUUAUUAUUAAUUAUAAUAACAUCUAGUAUAUCCAUAUAAGUUUUAAAACUUAGUAUUGUAUAAAAAAGUUAUAUUUUAACUUUUAAGAAAUAAAAAUAAUAAUUAUCUUUCUAAAAAUAAAUUACCAAAUGAGUACUUAUAUUGAGUAUAUUAUACAAUACAGGUACUCAAAAAUAAAACUUUAUCUUUGUCAUUAUACAUUUUUUUUUUU
Messenger RNA from Cinara cedri, 2761 nucleotides. Lineage: Eukaryota; Metazoa; Arthropoda; Insecta; Hemiptera; Aphididae. The record is from the annotation of a GenBank genome assembly.